This is a messenger RNA of Trichomycterus rosablanca, 5949 nucleotides long. RefSeq names its product otoferlin a (gene otofa). NCBI's taxonomy places the organism in Eukaryota, Metazoa, Chordata, Actinopteri, Siluriformes, Trichomycteridae. The record is from RefSeq and is a predicted model, not a curated record. The coding region runs from base 1 to 5949 and encodes 1982 amino acids. The transcript has 46 exons. Gene Ontology annotation, molecular function: calcium ion binding; AP-2 adaptor complex binding. Gene Ontology annotation, cellular component: presynaptic active zone membrane; synaptic vesicle membrane. Gene Ontology annotation, biological process: plasma membrane organization; synaptic vesicle priming.
AUGGCUCUGGUGGUUUAUCUGAAAUCAGUGUCGGAGCUUCCAGGCAAAGGGGACAGACUGGCCAAAGUGUCAUUCCGAGGUGUGUCCUUCUACUCCCGUGUGCUGGAGAACUGUGAGAAUGAAGCCAAGUUUGAGGAGGCUUUUCGGUGGCCAGUUGCAAGUAGUGUGGACAGUAAUGAGAUGUUGGAGAUCCAGAUAUACAACUACAGCAAAGUCUUCACCAACAGGUUGAUUGGAAUUUUCCGUAUGGUCUUGCAGAAGGUGGUGGAAGAGGGUCAUUUGGAGGUGUCUGACACGAUGACUGAUGAUAACAACACGUCAGUUCCGACCAUCAUCACCAUUGAGAUCAGGUAUCAACCAAUGAAUGGAAGUACACGGAUGUGGUGUGAUGGAGAAUUCCUUGAUGUUCUCGAUGAUCACGACAGAUUGUUUGAAACAGAGAGUUUGCUCUCAGCACACAGCCAGAGCUCAGGAACUUCUCCUGGAAGAUCAAGCUACAGCAUUCCUACACUGAAAAAAGCAGGAAAAGGAGUGUUUUCAGCCAUGAAGCUUGGAAAAGUACGCAGCUCCAAAGACAGCCACAAGAAAGGAGAUGAUCCUGCUAUUUUGGAGGCUGAGGAUCUUGAUCAUAAAGGCAUGCAAAGGCGCAUUGACCCUGACUCCAUCUCACUGGCUUCAGUCACUGCAGUGACCACUAAUGUCUCCAAUAAGAGAUCAAAGCCUGAUAUUAAGAUAGAGCCACUAGCAGGCAGACCUGUGGACUACCAGAUUAGCGUCAUGGUUAUUGAAGCCCGGCAGCUGGUGGGCUUGAACAUGGAUCCUUUGGUGUGUGUAGAGAUUGGAGAUGAGAAGAAAUAUACAUCAAUGAAAGAGUCAACAAACUGUCCGUACUACACCGAGUACUUUGUCUUUGACUUUCACGUUCCACCAGAUGUCAUGUUUGACAAGAUCCUGAAGCUGUCAGUAAUUCAUUCUAAAAACCUACUGCGAAGUGGCACAUUGGUUGGCACCUUUAAAAUAGACAUAGGAACAAUCUACUCACAACCAGAGCAUCAGUUUUACCACAAAUGGGCCAUGCUGACUGACCCUGAUGACAUCACAGCCGGCUGUAAAGGUUAUGUAAAAUGUGACAUAGUUGUGCUGGCAAAAGGCGACAAUGCCAAGACAUCACGAAAGGUCAGCGAUGUUGACGAUGAUGACAUUGAAAGUCAUCUUUUGUUACCUGAGGGCAUUCCAGCAGAGAGGCAGUGGGCUCGCUUCUAUGUGAAGAUCCACCGAGCUGAGGGCCUCCCUAAAAUGAAUGCCAGCAUCAUGGCCAAUGUAAAGAAGGCUUUAAUCGGAGAAAACAGGGACCUCGUAGACCCCUAUGUUCAAGUGCUGUUUGCAGGCCAAAAGGGUAAAACCUCAGUUCAAAAGGGAACGUAUGAACCUACUUGGAAUGAGCAGAUCAUCUUCACAGAGAUGUUCCCGCCCUUGUGUAAACGUAUGAAAGUGCAGAUCCGAGACUCGGACAAGGUCAAUGACGUGGCCAUUGGGACUUAUUUCAUCGACCUUCGCAAGAUUUCAAAUGAUGGAGACAAAGGAUUUUUACCCACACUGGGUCCAACCUGGGUGAACAUGUAUGGCUCCACACGGCAAUACACACUGAUGGACGAGCAUCAGGACCUUAAUGAGGGGCUGGGAGAGGGGGUGUCCUUCAGAGCCCGUCUACUCAUUAGUGUUGCCGUGGAGAUCUUGGACUCAUCCUCUUCAGACAUAGGUGUUUCCACUGAGGUCCAGGUGGAGCCAUUUAUGAAUGUUUCAGAGAUUUCCACAGGGAGAGUAGAGGAGUUCUUCCUGUUUGGAUCCUUCUUAGAGGCCACUAUGAUUGACAGGCGAAUUGGAGAUAAACUUAUUAACUUUGAAGUCACGAUUGGCAACUAUGGUAACCAAAUUGAUGGAGUAAGUAAGCCAGCACAAGGAAAGAAAAAGCCCAGAGGGGACGGCAAUGACGAAGAGUCUGAACUGAUCCAUAACUCCAGUGAUGAAGAGCCAGAGGAGGAUGGUGACCUGGUGUCAGUGUCUUUGACCCCUCCAAUGAAACCUGUAAUUACUGACAGCAAUUACUUUCACUUGCCGUAUUUUGAAAAAAAGCCCUGUAUAUAUAUCAAGAGCUGGUGGCAAGAUCAGCGAAGACGCUUCUACAACUCAAACAUCAUGGACAAGAUCGCAGAUAAACUGGAGGAGGGUCUGAAUGAUGUUCAGGAGAUUAUUAAGACGGAGAAGGCUUAUCCUGAACGCAGACUGAGAGGAGUUUUGGAGGAGCUCAGUACUGGCUGCAGUCGAUUUGUCACUCUGGCAAACAAAGACCAGAAUCAGACAGGCGUAACCAAACUAGAUCGGGAGCGGCUGAAGUCAUGCCUAAGAGAAAUGGAAAGCAUGGCUCAACAGGCCAAAUCAAUUCGUUCACAAGUAAAGAGGAACACGGUUCGAGACAAACUCAAACUGACUCAGAAUUUCCUGCACAGACUCCGUUUCCUGGCUGAUGAGCCACAGCACAGUAUUCCAGACGUGUUCAUAUGGAUGAUAAGUAACAAUAAACGUGUAGCAUAUGCUCGUAUUCCUUCCAGAGAUAUUCUGUAUUCCAUUGUAGACGAGGAAAUGGGCAAAGACUGUGGAAAAGUCAAAGCUGUCUUUCUCCGGUUACCUGGAAAGAGGAGCUUCGGCCCGGCUGGUUGGACAGUUCAAGCUAAGAUGGAGAUCUACCUGUGGUUAGGUUUGAGUAAACAGAGGAAAGAUUUUCUGAGUGGUUUGCCCAGUGGCUUUGAGGAGAAUAAAAUAGCCAAAAGCACAGGCCUGCAGACUGCACCACCCAUCAGCCUUGUCUAUAACAGUAUGCAGGUGUUCCAGCUGAGGGCUCACUUGUAUCAGGCUCGCAGUUUGUUUGCUGCUGAUGACAGUGGCCUGUCGGAUCCUUUUGCCAGAGUCUUUUUUUCCACAUAUAGCCAGGUCACAGAGGUGCUGAGUGAGACUUUGUGUCCAACAUGGGAUCAGCUGCUGGUGUUCGAUAACGUGGAGCUUUAUGGGGAGGCCAGCGAGCUUCGUGAUGACCCUCCGAUCAUUGUAAUAGAAAUUUAUGACCAGGACUCAGUGGGAAAAGCUGAGUUUAUUGGUCGAACUUUUGCCAAGCCUCUCACCAAGAUGGUUGAUGAGCAUUACGGCCCCCCACGAUUCCCACCCCAGCUGGAGUACUAUCAGAUCUACAGAGGAAACUCAAGUGCAGGAGAGCUGCUUGCUGCCUUUGAACUGCUGCAGAUCGGACCUGCAGGAGUAAAAGGUCUUCCUCCUCUUGAAGGGCCAACCGAUGGUGACCAAGGACCCAUACUACCUGUGCCUUUGGGUAUUCGACCUGUACUCAGCAGAUACCGUAUAGAGGUUCUAUUCUGGGGUCUGAGGGACAUGAAGAGAAUUAACCUGACUCAGGUGGACAAACCUCGUGUAGAUAUUGAGUGUGCAGGAAAAGGCGUGCAAUCAUCCCUCAUUGCAAACUUCAAGAAAAAUCCAAAUUUCAGCACUCUGGUGAAGUGGUUUGAAGUGGACCUUCCUGAAAAUGAACUACUUCAUCCUCCUCUGAACAUUCGUGUGGUAGAUUGCAGAGCAUUUGGGCGCUACACCUUGGUGGGAACACAUGCAGUGUCCAGUCUCCGCAAGUUUAUAUACACCCCACCUGACAAGAAGGCCAACAACUGGGCCAGCACAGGUGACAUUGUGGUCAACAUGCAUCCUGAUCCCAACAUAAAGAAGAUGGACACUGUGGUCAAACUGGAUGCUACCUCCGAUGCUGUUGUAAAGGUUGAUAUGAAUGAAGAAAAAAAGAAAAAGAAGAAAAAGAAGGGAGAGGAGGUUGAGGAGGAAGAGCAAGAUGAGCGUGUAUUGGACUGGUGGUCAAAGUACUUUGCUUCAUUAGAAACAAUGAUGGAGAAUCUAAAAGCCCAGGAAGCAGCCAUGGCUGAGGCAGAGGAGCGAGAAGAUAUGGAGAUUGCUGCAGAAGCAGCAGAGAUCAGACCUGAUGAAUCUCAUGUGAAAGGCGCCAAGCACAAGGAGAAGAGCAAAGCCAAAAAGGACAAAGACAAGAAGAAGAAUCAAGGUGGUGAUGGGACAGAGAAAAAAGAUGCCAAACCCAAAGUGGAUGAGUUUCUGUUGUACCCUAAGGAACUUGAGGCUGAGUUUUGUGAAUUUGAGGACUGGCUUCACACUUUUAAUCUGUACAAAGGGAAGGCUGGAGAUGACGAUGACAACAGUGCAGUGGAUGAUGACCGGGUCAUGGGCCGAUUCAAAGGGUCACUGUGCAUAUACAAGCUACCUAUUUCAGAAGAGAUCACCAAAGAACCAGGAUUCGAUUCCAGUAUGGGCAUGUUUCAAAAUAUCCCACAUAAUGAUCCCAUCAGUGUUCUUGUGAGGAUUUAUGUUGUUAAGGCCACUAAUCUUCAUCCUACCGACCUGAAUGGGAAAGCUGAUCCUUACCUUGUAAUUAAACUGGGAAAGACAGAGAUUAAAGACAAGGAGAAUUACAUCUCUAAACAACUUAACCCUGUUUUUGGAAAGUCCUUUGACAUACAGGUCACAUUUCCAAUGGAGUCGAUGCUGACAGUAUCGAUAUUUGACUGGGAUUUAGUUGGCACUGAUGACCUAAUCGGAGAGACCAAGAUCGAUCUGGAGAACCGUUUCUACAGCAAACACAGAGCCACUUGUGGCUUUGCUUCCACCUAUUCCCUCCAUGGCUACAACGUAUGGCGAGAUCCUCAGAAGCCAUCUGAUAUCCUUGCCAAGUUGUGUAAAGAGGGCAAGGUGGAUGGGCCACAUUAUGGACCAGGUGGAAGGGUUAAAGUUGCUGACCGAAUUAUCCUGGGGCCAACAGAAAUCGAGGAUGAAAACGGUCUGAGGAAGCAGACUGAUGAACAUGUGGCUCUUGCUGCUCUGAAACAAUGGGAGGAGAUUCCUGUUGUUGGCUGCAAACUAGUUCCAGAACAUGUGGAGACAAGGAUCCUUCUUAACCCAGAGAAACCAGGCAUAGAGCAGGGGCGGAUUGAAUUGUGGGUGGACAUGUUUCCAAUGGAUGUACCUGCACCCGGACCCGCACUAGAUAUAUCACCACGAAAACCAAAGAAAUAUGAGCUCAGGGUGAUAAUCUGGAAUACUGAUGAUGUGAUUCUGGAAGACGAUGAUUACUUCACGGGGGAAAAAUCCAGUGACAUUUAUGUCAGAGGCUGGCUGAAAGGCCAAACAGAAGAUAAGCAGGACACAGACGUGCACUACCGCUCUCUUACUGGAGAAGGAAACUUCAACUGGCGCUUUGUGUAUCCCUUCGACUAUCUUGUGGCUGAGGAGAGAAUUGUGGUCUCCAAGAAAGAGUCCCUGUUCUCUUGGGAUGAGACGGAGUACAAGAUCCCCGCUCGCCUCAUCCUGCAAGUGUGGGAUGCUGAUCAUUUCUCCUCAGAUGACUUCUUAGGUGCACUCGAGCUGGAUUUGAAUCGGUUUCCUCGUGGAGCAAAAUCAUCCAAACUGUGCUCCCUGGAUAUGAUUAUUAAUGAACAAGAGCUGCCAACUAUCUCCAUAUUUAAACAGAAACGAGUGAAGGGCUGGUGGCCUUUUAUGGCACAAAAUGAGAAUGACGAGCCAGAGCUCACGGGUAAAGUGGAGGCAGAGCUUCAUUUACUAACAGCAGAGGAAGCAGAGAAAAAUCCUGUUGGCCUCGGAAGGAACGAGCCAGAACCACUAGAGAAACCAAACCGUCCCGAGACCACCGUCCUUUGGUUUAUGAACCCACUGAAGGCUGUACGCUACCUGGUUUGCAACCGCUACAAAUGGCUAAUCAUCAAGAUUGUCCUGGCACUGCUUUUGCUGAUCAUGGUGGGCCUCUUCAUCUACAGCUUGCCUGGUUACCUGGUCAAGAAGAUGCUGGGUGCCUGA